Molecule: messenger RNA, 5614 nt
Organism: Drosophila rhopaloa
Lineage: Eukaryota; Metazoa; Arthropoda; Insecta; Diptera; Drosophilidae
Gene: Dop2R
Product: dopamine D2-like receptor
Biological process (GO): adenylate cyclase-activating adrenergic receptor signaling pathway
Cellular component (GO): membrane
Molecular function (GO): dopamine neurotransmitter receptor activity, coupled via Gi/Go; G protein-coupled receptor activity
Source: RefSeq, a predicted model, not a curated record
AUGACGAAGCGCCACCGACCGCAGAUGCUCGAUGCUCGAUGCUCCAAGCUCCGUGCUCCGUGGUCCACGGGGGGAAGGGGGGUGGAAAAUGCGAGGGGCUGCGAAAAUGGUGGGGGGUGGCUGAUGAUGGAGGAUGCUGAACAAAUUUGGCUUGGCAUGCCCAAAAGAAUUCUAAAGCGUAAAAUAACAAAGACUCAACGGCGGGCAACCAAAGGCAUAGGCGAAGAAGAAGGUGGAGAUGGAGAAGGGGAUGAGAAGGAGAAGGAGAAGGAGGGGCAACAGGAGCAAGGAUACGAGGAAAGGGGAGCGAAGAAAAAGAAAGAUGUAACAGACCAGACAGCCAGGAGUCGUCUGAGUUAUGUGGUGGCAGGGACGACCUGCCUGGGGCACGUGGGUGCCGAGGCCGAGGCCAGGAAGGGACACUCACCCGGACCCGGAUCCGGAUUCGGAUUCGGAUUCGGAUCCGGACUCGGGCCUCCGGCUAGGUUGAGCCCAUUCCAUUGGAGGCGGGGCAGCGGCGGCAGCAGCAUGGCAGCCCAGCCAUUGAGCACCACGGCGGCAACAUCUGCGGCAGCAACGGCAGGAGCAGCAACGGCGGCGACCGGAGCGACCGGAGCGACAUCCGCUUCCACAUCGACGGCAGCCACUUCCACGUCCGCAUCCACGGGAGCCACGUGGAUGCACCACCUGGUGGAUGGCUCCGGCCUCGCGAACGGCAGCGAAGCCCCGGCGGGCGUUGACGGCCCCACGAUGCCGGCCGGGUACUUGCCGCUCUACGAGGAUGUGGAGGCGGCGGCGGAGGACGCCGGCUACGCGCUGAUCGACGACAUCAGCGAGUGGCUGUUGGACGGGGGUGGUGGUGGUGGCGGUGGGCCAGGGGGCGCGGCGGAGAACAGCACGACCUUGGCUGUCACGGACGUUGCGGCCAACGAAACGCUGGGCUGGCUGGAAGUGCUGAACAGCACGCUGCCCAGCAGGAGCAACGCCAGUGCGGACGAGCAGCCCGCGUCGGUGGUGGGAGAGCGGGGGCGGUACGCGCUGCGCAACUUCGUGGAGCAGCAGCUGGGCGGGGGAGUGGGGGCGGGAGCGGCCGUUGGCGGCGGCGGCGAUGCUGGCAUCGCCCUGAUCGACAGCGGCGAGGAGGCGGCGCUGGACAACGUGGCGGAUGCGGAGACGGACUACGGACUCUUGGGCGGCUUCGGCGACGCGGAGCUGCUGCAGCGGACCGCGACGGCGGCGCGGGAGACGCUCGGCAACCGCACGGCGCCCGCCACCGGCAGCUUCGAUGGCGGCGGCUCCGGGGAGGUGGGCGUGGCGGGCGUGGCAGGCGUGGCCGGCGGACUGGGGACGGCCGGGGGCGCAGGAGGAGGAGCGGGCGGAUCAGGGGGCAGCACCUUCAUGCUGCUGCUCGAAAACUUCAAUGAUUAUUUCCCCAACUACAAUGGGAGCACGGUUUCGGGGACGACCACCAUUGCGCCGGGCGUGGCGGCCACGGCCAGUCGGAGCGGCGGCCUGCUGCUCGAGCAGAACCUGACGGGCCUGUUCCUCGACGGCUACCGGAUCAACUGCACCAACGAGACGCUCAACCUGACCGACCCCUGCGUCGAGCUGAGAGUGGUGGACCACAACUACUGGGCGCUCAUCCUGAUUCUGUUCCCCAUCCUGACCCUCUUCGGCAACAUCCUGGUCAUCCUGUCCGUGUGCCGCGAGCGCUCGCUGCAGACAGUCACGAAUUAUUUUAUAGUCUCGUUGGCCAUCGCCGAUCUCCUGGUCGCCGUAGUCGUGAUGCCAUUUGCUGUCUAUUUUCUGGUAAAUGGAGUCUGGGCCCUGCCUGAUGUCGUUUGUGAUUUCUAUAUAGCCAUGGAUGUGAUAUGCUCUACUUCAUCGAUAUUCAACCUAGUUGCCAUCUCCAUAGACAGAUACAUCGCUGUGACACAGCCAAUAAAGUACGCCAAGCACAAAAAUAGCCGCCGCGUUUGCCUUACGAUACUGCUGGUGUGGGCCAUAUCGGCUGCCAUCGGCUCGCCGAUAGUUCUGGGCCUCAACAACACGCCCAACCGCGAGCCGGAUGUGUGCGCCUUCUACAACGCCGACUUCAUACUCUACUCCUCGCUGAGCAGCUUCUACAUACCCUGCAUCAUCAUGGUGUUUCUCUACUGGAACAUUUUCAAGGCCCUCAGAAGUCGGGCGCGAAAGCAGCGGGCGGCCCGCAAGCCACACCUCUCGGAACUCACGGGCGGCAGCGUCAUCGAGAACAUCGCCCAGACCCGUCGCCUGGCGGAGACGGCCCUGGACAGCAGUCGCCACGCCAGCAGGAUUGUGCCGGACGAGGCGGCCACCAACACGGCCAGCGGCUCCAACGAGGAGGAGGACGAGAACGCCAUCUCGCCGGACAUCGACGACUGCCACGUCAUCGUGAACGACAAGUCCACCGAGUUCAUGCUGGCCACCGUCGUCGAGGAGACGGGCAACAGCGUUGUGGCCCAGAUCACCACUCAGCCGCAGCUGGUCGUCGCCGAUCCGAAUGGUAAUCAUGAUUCUGGUUAUGCAGCCUCAAACGUUGACGAUGUCCUUGCAGGCGUGGGCGUUGGCUCCAACGCGCCCGCCUCCGCCUCCGCCGCCACAUCCGCAGCUCCACGGAGCAGCGGCUCGCCGCCGGACAGUCCGCUGCCCAGUGGCGCCACCCUCCAGCGGUCCAGCGUCAGCAGCCAGCGGCGCCCCACCGCCGACGACUCGCCGAAGCGCGGCGAGCCGGCCCUCAGCGUCGCCAUGAAGCCAUUGUCCUUUGUCCGCUACGGGGUGCAGGAGGCCAUGACAUUGGCACGCAACGACUCCACGCUAUCGACUACAUCGAAAACGUCCUCGCGCAAGGAUAAGAAGAACUCGCAGGCGUCAAGAUUCACGAUAUACAAGGUGCACAAGGCCUCGAAAAAGAAACGCGAAAAAUCGUCGGCCAAAAAGGAACGCAAGGCCACCAAAACACUGGCCAUCGUUUUGGGUGUCUUCCUCUUCUGCUGGCUGCCCUUCUUCAGCUGCAACAUCAUGGACGCCAUGUGCGCCAAGUUCAAGAAAGACUGCCGACCGGGUCUGACGGCCUACAUGAUGACCACCUGGCUGGGCUACAUCAACAGCUUCGUGAACCCGGUGAUCUACACGAUAUUCAACCCCGAGUUUCGCAAGGCCUUCAAGAAGAUCAUGCACAUGGGGUGAUUAAAAACGCUGAACAGGUCGACAGCAGCAAUCAUGCGAACAGCAAUAGCACACACUGUGGGAGUGUCCUGUUUCCGGAGGGACUCCUGUACUAUGCGGAAUGGAUUGACAGAUGGGAUUGACGGAUUGGAUUGGCGAAGUGUGCCAAAAGCAAGCCAUCGAUGCACAAGAGGUCUCAACCUGCCACUCAACGGGCAUUGGGCAUCGGGCUUUUGUUUCGUUUUGUUUCGAUUGGCGUUUGUUGGGUUCUCCAAUAGCAUUAAGGUUCAGCUACUUAUGUAAAUAGAUCUGUAUAUACCUCUACUCGGAUAGGCCUAUAUUGGAGUGGAGCGCAUUACGAGCUGUAGGCUAGGUAAAAUUUUUAACAAUUACAUUAAGCAAACCCCAAACUAGCGAUGUAAUCAACACACGACCCCACAGUAAACACGCGACUAACAUUCCAAAGUAGCCAUAAGUUGCCCCUAUGAUACGAUUCGCUUUAACAGGAUAACGUAGUUUUUGUAGGCUGCUCCCAAACCCUAUCACAUAUCACGAGCAGCAGGCUAUUCCCACUCCACCACAGCACACAGUCCCUUCCGACUCCGACUCCCAGAUGAUAACGAUUAGUUAAGAGUGUGAAAGAAAUUCAUAUCCUUAAAGGCCGACUUGCAGCUGACUUUUUGGGUUAGCUGGCGGUGAUUCAAAGUCGAUACAUGGUGUCGACGCCUAGAGUUAGUUAGUCACAGUUAUCAGUUAGCAGUUAUCAGGUAUAAGUUAUCGGCAUGAUGAGGUAGCAAGCGGGGCCUCGAGGUCAGCGCCUCCACCACAGACACUCCACAUUCGAAAGGUCCAAGUUAGUUGGCAGACAGAGCGAUGGGCCUCCAGAGCCCAGACCUCCGGAGAGGUACUCAACUUGACAGAGUGACACGCACACACACACGAACAGACACCAUAAAUCAAAUGAGCCCCACAAUUAAUACAAUAUCGAGGGGCGCUGACCCUGAUGCCAUCCCCGCUUACAGGGCACUUUCCGUUGGACUUUGAGUUCGUGUAAGUAUAGGGCCGAGAUAUAUAGGAGCAUUUAAGACACUGAGGUCGUACCUAGGCUAGUCACUUAAUCUAGAGAUCUAAGAGUGAAGUAAAUAUAUUCAUUAGCUAUGUGUAUCAGAUAGAACCAAGGGGUUAGCAGUAUGGGGAUUGGGAUUGGAAUUGGAAUUGGAACUGCCAGGAUGCGCAGCGAGGAGGGGGGAGAAUCAGGGUAUCUAGAGCAAAGGCUACCACGUUGCUAGAAGCAAUACGCGGGGCGGAAGAGCUCUGGGAAGAGCAACCAUAGCAGAUAUACUCAUUGGUGUAAGCUUACGUGUAUAGUGAAAUAUCAAAACUGAGUUUUGAAACACGGACCAAAACCUUUGGCCUGCCGCGAAGGACAGCUGGACUCGGAUUCCAGAGGCAAGGCCCCUGGAUCAGGAUCGGUUCUGUGCCAAUCGGCAGGGGUGAAGGCGGUUGGUCCCUGAUUUCAACAGCCGUCCUCUUAACUGUUUCUAUGUGACAAAUAAUUGAUAGGUAAAUACUCCUUUGUGUGUAGUAGUUUGUAAAACAAUUCCAUUUAUUAACAUAUAUGCCCUAAGCUCGGAUUUUGUGUACUUAGGCGUAAGCGGUGCCCCAGCUCACAUUUCCAUGAAACCCCGUAGGAAACUCGAGGACAAGCUCAACUGUUUUUAUACUUUCCUAAAAACUCCAAUACAUAUACGCGAGUAUCUCGGUGUGCGUGUGUUCGAGUGAGUGUGUUGGUGAGUGUUUUUUUUUUCGGCUAGACUAGAGUUUUAGUCGGUAAGGCUAGGCUAAGACUAAGGAAACAGUUCAACUUUCAGAUCAGUGCAAAAUGCUCUUAAGUUAAGUUCUUCCAAAGAAAACGCUUAUUAAUUAUAGCUAAUUGGUAAAUUUGCAACUUGAACUAACUAACUAAUUGAUACGUACACCAAAGCAAGCACACACAUUAUACUGUUGAUUUAUCGAAAUUGUACCCUGAUUUUCCAAGUCGUUGAAUUGUUAUCUGUUAUCGUUAAUUUGUGAAUGAUAUAGCAUACUCUUAAGGUCCCUCAACCAAUAAAGCACAUAUACGAGUUUGUAAAAUAACUGAAGUGGACAUGGAAACGGAAAAACUGAAAUGAAAACUAUUUUAAUGAAAUGGAAAAGUUUGUUUUUUUUUUGAGAAUUAUGAGAGUUAUUAACUAAAUGAAGCGUAGGCUAAGCUCUAAGAAAAGCAAACUAUUUCAAAAAUAAUUAUCAUAGCUUACGGAAAUAAUAAUAGCGAAUAACAACAAUAAAGUAAUGAUACCAAAUAGGAUGCGGAGCGGCCUAGACUGCGUCAGCAUAAGAAUACAUCAAAUAAAUAAAGCAAAACUGAAAAUAUUUCAAGGCAAAA